AUGAGUGACAAAGAUACCGCAAUGUCCAACGCUCCCCCGAGUAUACCACAAGCAGAGGAAAUAAUCGAUCUUAGUCGUAGAGAUUCUAAGGCACUGCCGGAGUCGGAUGAUCAAUGGCCGGAAGGUGAGCGAGAAGUGUGUGAAGUUCGCAGCCAACAUAUAAAGAAUGGACACACGUUUGUGGUGACCACAGUGCGUACCGAAACCACUACCAUGACCAGCACGGAAACUAGCAUGGAAACUAUUAAAAAACAGCAAGAAGAAGAGAAGGAUAAUCUAAAAGCCAUACCCAUAGGGAUAGAAGAAAAUCUUCCCUCAAUUAAAAAUAUGGAAGAGGAACAACCAUGUUGUAGCAACAGCAGUUCCUGUUCAUCACCGGAACACACAAAUAAAGCCAUUGUACCUCUAUCCUCCUCACUGCCUUCGAAGCUUUUGCGCUUCCAUGCCAAACGUUCUGCGCAGGCUUUACUACAUCAAGUCGAUUCACAAAAUCAAUCAAUGGACUCACAAUUUGGCAGUGAUGAAGGUAUGCCAACGGGAAGUGGCACUGGCAACACUAGUGAUGAUGAUAGCUGCCACGAGAGUAUGGGAGCCUCAGCUCCACCCAUGUCUCCACCACCACCACGCAAUUCACCCUCCGAAAAUGGUGAUGAAAAAAUUGAUGUUGGUAUGGGCUCCUCAAUUGAGGGUUCCGAAGAAUCCGAGGAGGAUGAUGAACUCAAACCCUUGGCUGUGGAUAAUCAUGUUUUACAUGACAUCGAUUUGACAUCGUCGCCAACACGUAAUUCGCCACUAAGUCCCGUGGCAGAUACCAGUUUAACCAGCAGCACCGGCACAACUACCACUGCAGUAUUAAGUGAGGCUAAUUUAGAAAAAUUCCGCAAAAAUCAAACCGGAUCUCAUACACAUCAUCCGCACAUGGAUAAUAUCUAUUUACAUCCGAAUUUCAAAUAUGAUAUUGCAGCAGAACCGAAUGCCACUGUAGUCAACACCACCGAACAAAAACGUGUUCAUCGUUCCUUUUUAACGAUGAAAAAACCUGAGCCGGAACCGGCAAAUUCUGUGGUGUCCCAGGCCACCACAGUUUCCAUGGACAACAAUAAACCUUUGGUCAAUGAAAUUGAUACCUUGGAUCCAGCACUAAUUCCCAGUGAUGAGCUGGCUAGUGAAGUUGCCGAAGCUGUGGAAUUUUAUUUCUCCAAUGAAUCCAUACUCAAGGAUGCCUUCCUGCUGAAACAUGUCAAACGCAACAAGGAGGGUUUUGUAAGCCUUAAAUUGGUGUCGAGCUUCAAACGGGUACGCCAACUGACCAAGGAAUGGAAAGUUGUGGGUAACGCCGUUCGACGCAAAUCCACUAAAAUCGAAUUAAAUGAUUUGGGCACCAAGGUACGACGUAUUGAUCCCUUGCCCAAUUUCGAUGAAACCAUGCCCUCACGUACCAUUGUGGUGUGUGAUCUGCCUUUGGAUAAACUGACCAUUGAAAAGGUUUCUGAUCUCUUUUCGAAGUGUGGUGAAAUUGCCCUGAUACGCAUUCUAAAACCUGGCAUGGCCAUACCCGUAGAUGUGCGGCAAUUUAUGAAUAAAUAUCCCGAGAUGCAACAAAAGGAGUGUGCUCUCGUGGAAUAUUUGGAAUCUGCUUCGGCACGUGAGGCUCGUAAUUUACAGGGUCCCUUUAAGGUUUACGAAAUGGUUGCACCGAAAAAGAAGACCGGCAAGAAGGCAGUUAUUCAGGUCACUGCUCCCGUUGUACGAAUGGUGGAGAAUUAUCGCUACUUUAAUGAUCACAACUAUGAACGUACGCGAGGCGGUAGCUUCAGUGGUGCCGCAGUGGCUCAUGAUUUUGAUUUGCGUUAUCGUUUGAAACGCAACAAUUCCGACUUCUCAGCCAAGACAUAUCCUACAGAAAUACCAAAUGCCUAUGUUGCUAAUGGAGGACAUCAACAGUUCCAUGGACAUGCUCCAGCCUACAAUGGAGCACAUCGCGGUAGCUUUGGUGCCAGUGAACCACAACAUCAGAAUAUGAGUAGUUCUGCAGCUCCGACGACGACUGGACAUCAUCACAGUUACCAUUAUCAACCUAGGGGAAGUAUAAGCCAAGAAUCUGGACCACAAAGUCCCAUUUCACCGGGAACCAAUCCCAAUUACUUUGCCUAUAAUCCAAGACGUUAUAGUAACACCUCUACCAUAUCGGCAAAUACUGCAGCUAAUAUGAAUACGACAAUGGUGGAUCAAAACAAACCAAUUCAUCAUCAACACCAUCACAGCUCCAGUGGUUUGAUCAACAGUGGAUCGGGAUCGAAUUUACAAAGACGUCUGUCCAAUUGCUCGCAAGAAGGUGGCGGCGGUUAUGCCGAUAUGGUAAGACGCACAUCAAACUGUUCCGAUAAUGCACCACAGAGGCGAGAUUCAAAUUGUUCCGAUAAUUGUCCUUGCUCAAGACGUGUCUCAGAUUUUGGACAAAAUACGGAGGUCUAUCGCAAGUCUUCUUUGGGUUCAGUGGGUAGCAACAGUGAAAGACGUUUCUCCAAUGGUUCGAUGCAAUUCGAGAGAACCUUUUCGAAUGCCAGUGACAUCAAUAAUGUCAGGAGCAACGAGAACAGCUAUCAUCGUCGUAUGUCCAACGAUUUCAAUUUGGAUCGUAAACAGUCAUUGGACACACAACCUGGAACACCCUAUGAAGAUCCCAAUGUUGGUGGAGGUGGCGGUGGGUAUAAUGUCUUCCCCAGACGUUAUUCGAACAACUUUAACAAUAUCAGCAGUAAAUUGGCUCAAUACGAUAAUGCUCAAUAUAUUGGAGGACGUCGUAUAUCCACCGAUUCUGGUUACGAUCGUCGUUGUUCAUUUGGUUCGGAAUAUGAAGGUUCGCCACGAUCACGUACCGGUAGUUUUUUGAAUAGCUACAAACAUGGACAGAAUGAUUAUGAUGGUCAGCCGAGAUCACGUACCGGCAGUUUUAUUGAUGGUUCACCGCGAUCCCGUUCGGGAUCUUUUGCUACCCGUGCAGCGGAACAUUUGGUACGUACACCCAUGGGUCCUGAUGGCAGUAAAGGUUUUGGUUUCCGGGCACGUAAACUGGAGCAGACAAUUGGACCGGUUUAA
This is a messenger RNA of Musca vetustissima, 3099 nucleotides long. RefSeq lists its product as uncharacterized. The transcript has a single exon. The record is from RefSeq and is a predicted model, not a curated record. Gene Ontology annotation, cellular component: nucleus. Bases 1 to 3099 code for a protein of 1032 amino acids. Gene Ontology annotation, molecular function: mRNA binding. NCBI's taxonomy places the organism in Eukaryota, Metazoa, Arthropoda, Insecta, Diptera, Muscidae.